Molecule: messenger RNA, 1334 nt
Organism: Dama dama (fallow deer)
Lineage: Eukaryota; Metazoa; Chordata; Mammalia; Artiodactyla; Cervidae
Gene: SPATA24
Product: spermatogenesis associated 24
Exons: 6
Coding region: 41-673 (210 amino acids)
Cellular component (GO): cytoplasm; nucleus
Molecular function (GO): DNA binding
Source: RefSeq, a predicted model, not a curated record
CCCGCGGCAGCCAUUUCCAACGAGCUGGCGGGGGCGAAAGAUGGCGACGCCCGUCGGGUGGUCGCAGGGCGGGUCAGGGUCGGUGUGUCUCGCCUUUGAUCAACUGCGGGACGUGAUUGAGUCUCAGGAGGAACUGAUCCACCAGCUGAGGAACGUGAUGAUUCUCCAGGAUGAAAAUUUUGUCAGUAAAGAAGAGUUCCAGGCAGUGGAGAAAAAGCUGGUGGAAGAGAAAGCAGCCCAUGCCAAGACCAAGGUUCUCCUGGCCAAGGAAGAGGAGAAGUUGCAGUUUGCCCUCGGAGAGGUAGAGGUGCUGUCUAAACAGCUGGAGAAAGAGAAGCUGGCCUUUGAGAAGGCGCUCUCCAGUGUCAAGAGCAGAGCCCUGCAGGAGUCCAGCAAGAAGGACCAGCUCAUCACCAAGUGCAAUGAAAUUGAGUCUCACAUUAUAAAGCAAGAAGAUAUACUUAAUGGCAAAGAGAAUGAGAUUAAGGAGUUGCAGCAAGUUAUCAGCCAGCAGAAAGAGAUCUUCAGCCGGCUCCAUUGCAGGAAUCGCAUGUCUGACUUCCGGAUCCAGAAGCAGCAAGAGAACUACAUGGCCCAAGUGCUGGACCAGAAGCAUAAGAAAGCCUCGGGGACGCGUCAGGCCCGGAGCCGCCAGCGUCCCAGGGAAAAAUAAAAUGGUUGCCACCUUCCUGUUAUCUGGCUGUAAUGCCCAACCUCUGCCUUCUCUGCUUUGGAGGUCCCCAUCCUGACCCUUCCUGUCCCUGUGGGUACUUCCCUCAGGCCUCACAGUGGCCUGGACACCAGGGAAGAGGCAGGGUAAAAGGCAAGACACCCCUUCCUUCCUCCCUGCCUGCCUUUUGGACCACCACCUGCCAGGCCAUACCUGUGCUCAGAAGUCUGAGGAUGCACCUUGACAAGUCUCCAGACCCUGCUACUCCCCUGGCUUCCUCCCUUGGGUGAUAGUGGGGACUAUGGGGGUACGGGGUUGUAGCCUAGAGAAGGACUACUUGGUUGUCUAGUAGGCACUAUCCCUUCUUACUCUUGGUAUUAAAAGUCUUUCCUAUAUAAACAGCCCUGGUUACCCCAGCACCCUUGUGAAUUUAACUCCAGAUUUGAAGGGCUAAGUGUGUGUGUGCUGUGUUAUGUGUCUGAGAAGCCCCAACUGGAGAGUUCAAAGAUGGUGGGUUCCAGGACCACAGUGAAUUUGGGAAAUCAGUUUCCAUCACAUAACAAGGUUAUACCUGUGAAUCACCUUUGCAUCUUCUUACACAUCUCCCGAACAGAAGCUUAUAUGCAUAAAUGGAGGAAGAGGAAAAGACUACUAUGGUGGUGGU